Molecule: messenger RNA, 1140 nt
Organism: Parastagonospora nodorum SN15
Lineage: Eukaryota; Fungi; Ascomycota; Dothideomycetes; Pleosporales; Phaeosphaeriaceae
Exons: 2
Coding region: 1-1140 (379 amino acids)
Source: RefSeq, a predicted model, not a curated record
AUGUCCAUCUACAUCCGUGAUCAGCCCCCCUCACUAGCAUUUGCCAUGAUAAAGACAAGGGAGCCUCGCGCAAGGCGCGCCAUCAUUCGCAACUUCACCACUGACAUAGCCUGGGCCUCCUUCAUACUUGCAGCGGUGGUCCUGGCAGCCCAGCUCGUACUGAUUAUAUUCGAAGGUGUUCAGCAAAUUGUCGCCACGUCUUCACAGCGAACACAGGCGGAAGUGUCCAAAAGUUGGUGCAUGUGGUUGACGAAUUACCCCAGCGAUCCUAUCGGUUGCUAUGUUUUUUAUUGCGCUUUCUUGGUCCUCACAACCUUUUGUGGGAGUCACUUCAAGGCCUUUGGCUUCUGGAUGCUGCAGCUCAUAACGCUUGCGACGCUCAGCUUCUCCCUGCACCAGGACCGCCUCUUGUGGGAGAAGACUUGGAGCAAAGCUAUCGGAUCCAUCUGCUUUUCAGUUUUCCGAAUAUUGGCCGCUGCAUUCGUUGCCAACCUGCCGAGCUGGUCAUGGUCUUACAUGGGGCUGUACGAGGAUCGUGCAACUCAUCCUGUUUCAGGAAAGAUCAUCUACAUUCAAAUGCCCAGUUUCGAGAUCCGGAUUAGAACACCCAAAAACUACUUUGGUCGUCUAGGUUUGGCACUUAUGGACAUCAGAAUCAUACUCCUUCGCCUCGCAUACAUUCAACUAUUCGAACAUCUUAUUCGCUUCGCCCACGUACGCAACAACAGAUUGAAUGAGUCGAGCGCCGCUUCUUAUGAGCUCGUCAAACUGGUAACGAUAGUCCUUGGCGUCCAGGCUUUGCAUUUCAGCGUCGUUCGACUCACAACCCACGUUGUUUACUUCUACUACGAGAAGGAAGACCGCGUGACACCACGCCGUCGAAUAUUUUCUCGUUUGAUCGAUGUCGAUACUAUGCACAUUCAGACGAUAGAACUAGACAUAUUGCUGGGGAGAAGUAAAGACAACGGCGCAGAUGAGGCUGGAACGGAACGUGUUGAGGUCAAGGCCGAAUCUAAAGAAGAUGCAACCAAAGAUGAUGGCUGCGAAGAAUCGAAAGGCAGCGUGGAAGUCGUUCAAAUAAAAAGAAAUACUUCAAAAGAUGUGUUGGAUGUAGACAAGACUGUCGGAGAUGUGGUCUGA